GGCAGCCUCGCAGUGGGUAUUUUCUUUCUUUUCGCUCUCCCCACUUACUCCAUUGUUUAAUUCUUCACCUUCCUGGCCAGGCACUGGCUCAAUCACGCAGCCCGACAGACAUAUGGAGCUGCUGCUACACUAGAGGGAGGGGCGUCCCUGAAACAGUACACCUCAAGUGCAAGUGAAUGGAGUAAUUCAUGGCUGGGGAGGUGGAGGGGUACUCUUCCUCAAUUCAUGGCUCCAGUGUCUCUGCUGGCUUCAGGGCACUGUAUGAAGAAGGCCUUUUGGUUGAUGUCACCCUCGUCAUAGAAGAGCAUCAAUUCCAAGCACACAAAGCUUUGCUGGCGACACAGAGUGACUAUUUCCGUAUUAUGUUUACCGCUGACAUGCGUGAGCGUGACCAGGACAAGAUCUACCUGAAAGGAUUAACUGCGACUGGUUUCAGCCACGUGCUUCAGUUUAUGUAUUAUGGGAAUAUUGACCUCAGCAUGGCCACAGUCCACGAGAUCCUGCAAGCUGCUAUGUACGUGCAACUGACUGAAGUAGUGAAAUUCUGCUGCUCUUUCCUCAUGGCUAAAAUCUGUCUGGACAACUGUGCUGAGGUCAUGAGGCUACUGGAUGAUUUCAGUGUCGACAUAGAGGGUGUCAGGGAAAAGUUGGACUCCUUCUUGCUAGAGAACUUUGUACCACUCAUGUCCAGGCCUGACUUCCUCUCUUAUUUGAGCUUUGAGAAGCUUAAGAGCUACUUGGAUAAUGACCGCCUAAGCAGGUUUCCUGAGAUAGAGCUGUAUGAAGCUGUUCAGGCUUGGUUGCGGCAUGAUAGGAGACGCUGGAGGCACACUGAUACCAUUAUUCAGAACAUCAGGUUUUGUUUGAUGACACCAGCUAAUGUCUAUGAGAAGGUUGGUGAAAACAUCUGAAUUCUAUCGGUACUCGCGGCAGCUGAGGCAUGAGGUGGAGCAAGCUCUAAACUACUUCCAUAACGUCAGCGAGCAACCUCUGAUGGAAAUGAAAUCAAACCAUAUCCGUUCAGCAAAACCCCAGACUGCAGUAUUCCGGGGAAUGAUCGGGCACAGCAUGGUUAAUAGCAAGAUCCUUCUUCUUCAUAAGCCUCGUGUGUGGUGGGAGCUGGAAGGUCCCCUGGUUCCUCUCCGUCCCGAUUGCCUUGCCAUCGUUAACAAUUUUGUCUUCUUGUUGGGGGGAGAGGAACUCGGGCCUGACGGUGAAUUUCAUGCAUCUUCUAAAGUAUUCCGAUAUGAUCCACGUCAAAACAGCUGGCUGCGAAUGGCAGACAUGUCUGUGCCACGGUCAGAAUUUGCUGUCGGAGUCAUUGGUAGAUAUGUUUAUGCUGUGGCUGGAAGGACGCGGGAUGAAACCUUUUACUCCACAGAGCGAUAUGAUAUCAUAGAAAAUAAAUGGGAGUUUGUCGAUCCUUACCCUGUCAACAAAUACGGCCAUGAAGGGACUGUUCUUAAUAAUAAAUUAUUCAUCACAGGGGGCAUUACCUCCUCUUCAACUUCCAAACAGGUGUGUGUGUUUGACCCAAGCAAAGAGGGGACUGUGGAACAAAGAACCAGAAGAACACAGGUUCUAACAAACUGCUGGGAAAAUAAGUGCAAAAUGAAUUACGCUAGAUGUUUCCACAAGAUGAUUUCUUACAAUGGAAAACUCUAUGUCUUUGGUGGCGUCUGCGUUAUUUUAAGGGCUUCGUUUGAAUCGCAGGGCUGCCCCUCUACAGAAGUUUAUGAUCCUGAUAUGGAUCAGUGGACUAUUUUGGCGUCCAUGCCAAUAGGUAGGAGUGGUCAUGGAGUAGCCGUGCUAGACAAUCAAAUCAUAGUGCUCGGUGGCCUGUGUUACAAUGGCCAUUAUAGUGAUUCCAUCUUAACCUUUGAUCCAGAGGAGAAUAAAUGGAAAGAGGAUGAGUUUCCCAGAAUGCCUUGCAAGCUGGAUGGUUUACAAGUAUGCAGCCUGCAUUUUCCAGAAUACAUUUUAGAGCAUGUGAAACGUUGCACAUAAAAAUAAGCAAUUUUUUGAUCUACUCGGAUCUUGUGCUAGUCCCAUAGCUAAAGGCAGGUUCUCAUGGCAGUGACCAGUUGGGUUUCUUUGUUGUCUGACAGCAUUAUAUGAAUUGGGAGACCCAUUGUGAACUUGGCAGACUUGGGGUUUCCUUGCCAGGUCUGACUAAGCUUUGUUUUUUAUUUAAAUACAUUCUGUCCAUUUUA
Molecule: messenger RNA, 2213 nt
Organism: Xenopus laevis (African clawed frog)
Lineage: Eukaryota; Metazoa; Chordata; Amphibia; Anura; Pipidae
Gene: klhl15.S
Product: kelch like family member 15 S homeolog
Biological process (GO): protein ubiquitination; nuclear protein quality control by the ubiquitin-proteasome system
Cellular component (GO): nucleus
Source: RefSeq, marked provisional